Molecule: messenger RNA, 606 nt
Organism: Entrophospora candida
Lineage: Eukaryota; Fungi; Glomeromycota; Glomeromycetes; Entrophosporales; Entrophosporaceae
Source: the annotation of a GenBank genome assembly
AUGGAAGGAAUUUCAAAUCGUGCAAGUUUCUGUUUAUCAGCAACAGUAGGCAGACCACACGUAAUAGCUCAUAGAGGAUCUAAUGCAUUAUAUCCGGAGAACACCAUUUUAUCUUUUACACAAGCGAUUGCUGAUGAUCGUACAACAACAGGUAAAGGUUUAGUGGCGACGUGUAACUAUUAUGGUGAUUUAGAAUAUUUAACAACAAAAGAACCACCAAAUUGUAAAAUUGCUAGGUUACAAGAUUUUCUAGAUUUAUUAAUAAAACCAGAGAAUUCUAAAGUUUGGGCAGUAAUAGAUAUAAAGAUUGACAAUCCACCAAGCAUCAUGUUACUUUUAUCCACAAUUUUAAAAAGUUAUAAUGACGAUUUAAAUUAUUUUAAAAAAAGAUUGUUAUUGGGAAUUUGGCAUCCAAAAUUUAUAACAUUAGCAAAAACUCAAUUACCUCAAUUACCAAUAAUUCAUAUAGGAUUUUCUUUAUCUAUAGCUAAAAAUUAUUUUUCAGACGCUGACGGAUAUAGUUUAAUGUUUGCAUCGUUGUACGACGAAGAAGCCAAACAGUUCAUUGAAUACGCUCAUAAACUUGGCAAACCAUUAUUAUUAUAA